Molecule: messenger RNA, 996 nt
Organism: Phycomyces blakesleeanus NRRL 1555(-)
Lineage: Eukaryota; Fungi; Mucoromycota; Mucoromycetes; Mucorales; Phycomycetaceae
Exons: 4
Coding region: 11-670 (219 amino acids)
Biological process (GO): transcription by RNA polymerase II
Cellular component (GO): nucleus
Molecular function (GO): transcription coactivator activity
Source: RefSeq, a predicted model, not a curated record
UUGAUUUGUCAUGGCUAAGAAGACUCCCAACAGUAAGGCUGAGGCUGCUAAUGCAAAGAAGGGUGCUGCAAAGGCCGAAAAGGACAAGGCAAAGGCCAACGAAGUAGCUGCCAAGGAAGCCGAGGAGUGGUCCCAGGGUGCCAAGGGUAAAGGUAAAAAGGACAAUGACGCCGAGAAAAAGGCUGCUGCUUUGGCUAAGAAGCAGGAAGCUGCCCGUAUUUUGGCUGAAGAAGAAAAGAACUUGCCCAAGGCCAAACCCAAGGGUGAUAAAAUCGCUGCCAAGAAGUCUGCUAAGGUCGAAGCUGCUUCUCAAUCUAGACGUGUUAUUCCCGAGUUCGCAGCCACCAACAUUGAUGAUGCUCUUGACUUGCUCACACUUGGUGACGGAAACUCGCCUGUGAAGUCCAAGGAUAUCGAGAAGCAUCCCGAGCGUCGCUUCAAGGCAGCUUUGGCUGCAUUCGAGGAAAGAGAGACCCCUCGUUUCAAGCAAGAGAACCCCGGACUUCGUUUGAGUCAGUUGAAGGACAUCAUGUACAAGGCUUUCCAAAAGUCACCCGACAACCCCUUCAACCAGGCAAACAUCUUGGCUUACAAUGCCACUAUGGAUGAUGCCAAGGAUCUCAAGACUCAACGUCGCGAUGAACUCGAGAACCGUCUUCGAACCACUUAAACAACAUGAAAAUCUCCUUUCCCUCUCCAUUUAUUGUUUUUAAAAAAAUCAACUCCUCACUCACAUUUAGUGUCUAUUUUACAUAAAAAUCACAUAUAUAUUCCUUUCCCAAUUCGCCUUUUUUGCAUCCCCCAACUCGUUUUUCUUUCUAUACUUCUUUAUUUCUAUAGUAUCACUAUCCUCUUCAUUUUCACUUCUUUUAUAUAUAUACAUGUAUAUGUAUCGUACUGUAUUUUCUCCUUUAGUUUUAUGGUUCAUCCAACAGCAAGUACAUAGUAGAUCUAUACAUAUAUAUAAAAUAAAAAAUAACAUCUUGCACUCCAUAA